CACCAACGGACCGACGGACGGUCCAGAUGCUUUGGCGUUUCCCUUUCCGUUUUCCCGUUUCCGAUCACACAUAAUAAUAUUCCCCCUAUAAAAGGUUCGUUUGAUUCUUUUCUUUGAGCAGCAGUAACUACUAUUUCUAAAGUAUAACCAGUUAAGUAAUAAUGGCUAUGGAAGUGAGUGAGUGAGUGAGUGAGUGAGUGAGCGAGCGAGCGAGAGACACACCAAACAAAAAUAUAUUAAGAUGUUUAGUCUUGUUCGUGUACUGUCCUUUUCCACUUCUUCGCUUUCCUCACACAAGGGUGUGAGAAACGAUCUGCAGAUUGCGAAACAACAGCCACGAGUGGUGGUGAGGUUUGGAUCCAGGCACCGCCAUUUCCUAUAUUCAUCCACAACUUCUAUAUGUGGGAAGGAGGAGAGUUGUUCGUAUAUGUCAGCAGUUUUAACAGAUGAUAACCUGAUCGUAACAACCGCGGAUGAAGAAAUGGAACAUAUUGGCAUCUUGAGCGUCGACCCGGGCUUGGAACCACAUAAAGAUCACUUCAAGUAUAGAGUAAGGAGAUAUGCAGAUCAGUUAAAGCUUUUUGAGGAACAUGAAGGAGGGCUUGAGGAAUUUGCAAAAGGUUAUUUGAAAUUUGGAUUUAAUAGAGUAGAAGGUGGCAUUGUGUACCGUGAAUGGGCCCCAGCAGCUCAGGAAGCACAACUUAUUGGUGACUUUAACGAAUGGGAUGGUUCCAACCACAAGAUGGAGAAGAACCAAUUUGGGGUUUGGAGUAUCAAGAUUCCUGAUUCCGGUGGGAAUCCAGGCAUUCCUCACAAUUCCCGAGUAAAGUUCCGGUUCAAGCAUGGCGAUGGAGUUUGGGUGGAUCGCGUCCCUGCUUGGAUCAGAUAUGCCACUGUGGACCCAACGAGUUUUGCAGCACCUUAUGAUGGUGUUUAUUGGGAUCCACCAUCGUCAGAAAGGUAUCACUUUAAGCAUCCUCGUCCACCAAACCCUGUAGCCCCAAGAAUAUACGAGGCUCAUGUUGGAAUGAGUAGCUCAGAACCCAGUGUCAGUUCAUAUAGAGAAUUCGCCGACAAUGUGUUGCCUCGUAUACGGGCAAACAACUAUAACACAGUGCAGUUGAUGGCCGUGAUGGAGCAUUCGUAUUAUGCAUCUUUUGGCUAUCAUGUUACAAACUUUUUUGCUGUAAGCAGCAGAUCUGGCACCCCGGAGGACCUAAAGUAUUUGAUAGAUAAAGCACAUAGCCUUGGUCUGCGGGUAUUAAUGGAUGUUGUUCACAGCCAUGCAAGUAACAAUUUUACCGAUGGCCUCAAUGGCUUUGAUGUUGGCCAAAGCUCACAUGAUUCCUACUUUCACACUGGAGAACGAGGCUACCAUAAGUUGUGGGACAGCAGACUCUUUAAUUAUGCGAACUGGGAAGUUCUCCGCUUCCUUUUAUCCAAUCUGAGGUGGUGGAUUGAGGAGUUUAAAUUUGAUGGAUUUCGGUUUGAUGGUGUUACUUCAAUGUUGUAUCAUCAUCAUGGGAUCAACAUGGCGUUUACAGGAGACUACAAUGAGUAUUUUUGUGAGGUGACCGAUGUUGAUGCCGUUGUUUAUUUGAUGCUAGCAAAUUGUCUCAUUCACAACAUCUUGCCAGACGCUACGGUAAUUGCAGAAGAUGUGUCUGGUAUGCCUGUCCUUGGUCGGCCUGUAUCUGAGGGGGCUGUUGGUUUUGACUACCGGUUGGCAAUGGCCAUCCCUGAUAAGUGGAUUGAUUAUUUGAAAAACAAGAAUGAUCAAGAGUGGUCAAUGAAUGAAAUCUCAGGGACCUUGACAAAUAGGAGAUACAGCGAGAAGUGCAUAUCUUAUGCCGAAAGUCAUGACCAGGCAAUUGUGGGUGACAAGACUAUUGCCUUUUUCUUGAUGGACAAAGAGAUGUAUUCUGGCAUGUCUUGUCUGACAGAAGCUUCUCCUACUAUUGAGCGAGGGAUAGCACUUCACAAAAUGAUACAUUUUAUCACUAUGGCAUUAGGAGGUGAAGGCUAUCUUAAUUUCAUGGGAAAUGAAUUUGGCCAUCCCGAGUGGGUUGACUUCCCAAGAGAAGGCAAUGGGUGGAGUUAUGAAAAGUGCAGACGCCAGUGGGACCUGGUGGAUACGGAGCAUCUGAGAUAUAAGUUUAUGAAUGCGUUUGACAGAGCUAUGAAUUUGCUUGAUGAGAAAUACCAUUUCCUAUCAUCAACCAAACAAAUAGUGAGCAGCGCAAAUGAAGAAGACAAGGUUAUCGUCUUUGAACGCGGAGAUCUAGUUUUCGUGUUCAACUUCCAUCCGGAAAACGCAUAUGAUGGGUACAAAGUUGGGUGUGACUUACCUGGGAAGUACAGAGUUGCGCUUGAUAGUGAUGCUCGGGAAUUUGGUGGACAUGGAAGGGUGGGUCAUAACAUAGAUCAUUUCACAUCCCCAGAGGGCAUACCAGGAGUGCCUGAAACUAAUUUUAACAACCGCCCCAACUCCUUCAAAGUACUCUCACCCUCUCGCACCUGUGUGGUUUACUAUAGAGUGGACGAAAGUAAAGAGACAUUGGUGGCGGAGGAUGUGGAUGAGGACAACUUAGAGGAAUUGGCUUCGGCGGAAAAGGACAAUGCUGGUCCAACCGUGAUUGUAAGCGGCCUAAAAGAAGAAGAAGAAGCAGAAGAAACGACGAGGCAGAUAUAGUCAGAUGACUAACUUAUGCUUGUCGGAAGCGGAGCAGCAUGUGAAUAAAUAACGUCAUCUCCGCAGUUGUAUAUGUUUUUUGUUAUGGGGAAAUGUUAUUGCUGUGUAUAUGAUUUUGCGACUUUCGUAGUGAAAUCUGGACCGUCAAGUAAUGUCAUGACCUUUAUGACGUUUUUAAAUUUUAUGUCGUUUGACUAUGUUAUCGUUUUAGCAUGUUUUUGUCCGUUAAUAGUUAAUACCUUGUUUUACUUAA
Molecule: messenger RNA, 2945 nt
Organism: Morus notabilis
Lineage: Eukaryota; Viridiplantae; Streptophyta; Magnoliopsida; Rosales; Moraceae
Product: 1,4-alpha-glucan-branching enzyme 1, chloroplastic/amyloplastic
Exons: 14
Coding region: 242-2692 (816 amino acids)
Biological process (GO): glycogen biosynthetic process
Cellular component (GO): cytoplasm
Molecular function (GO): 1,4-alpha-glucan branching enzyme activity; cation binding; hydrolase activity, hydrolyzing O-glycosyl compounds
Source: RefSeq, a predicted model, not a curated record